AUGGGUGACUACAAUGCUGAACUUGAAUCAGAACAUGGGAUAUUUUCACUAAUUGACUCAAGAAGUAAACUUAUAAUGGACUUUAUGUCAAAUUAUGAUAUGUUAGCUAUAAAUACGAAAGCUGUUUGCUCGGGGGCAAAAUUUACAAAUGUACCAUACAACUGUGAUAGAGAAACUUUGAUAGAUUUUAUCAUAAUGUCUGAAGGUUUUUCUAAAAAUAUGGUAAAUUGCAAAAUCUUAGAGGAUAAUGCAUUGAAUGUGUCAACGCAUCGGCCGGUAAUAUGCACCGUUGUAAUGCCAUCUGCUUACUCGCCCCAAACUAAUAAUAGUCCUAAAACAGACAUUAUCAACUGGAAAAAUGUUACGCAAAACCAGCUUAAUGCUUAUAAAUGCUUUCUUGAAAACAGCGAAUUAUUACUGCAGUUAGCAAGUUCAGACAUAAUAAGCACGCGUGAGAUUGACCAAUUGUACGACAAAAUUGUGUCUGUUAUUAACACUGCCUCAGAGGCAUGUAUCCCGCGAGUAGGUUAUAAGCCGUACAUUAAACCGUACUGGAACCGGAACUUAUCAGAGCUCCACAAUGAUAUGAAAACUAAACGUACUAACUGGAUGAAAGAAAAUCAGCCUAGAGGGAAUACAGCAUCUAGUUAUAAAUCGUAUAAAGAUUCCAAAAGCAAGUUUAGGUCUGCUCAUAGAAUCUGUGUUAUGAAAUAUAUGCAAGAGCAAGAACAUGAAAUAGAUGUGGCUGCAGAAAUUGACAGUUGUGAGUUUUGGAAAUUAAUUAAUAAACGCAGGAAUAAACCCAAACGCAUCUCUUCGCUUGAGAUGGUUUUCAAGGAUGUCCGCUAUACAGAUCCGCAAGCAAUUAACUCAUGCUGGAGAGACUAUUUUGCAGAUCUUUAUUCCCCUACGGAAAGCGAAGGUUUUAACGAGACGUACAGACAGACAGUUACCAGCGAAAUCUCUUCUUUACGCCAAAACUUAAAUAAUAAAUACGGUAACCGUUAUAUAAUAGAAAGAGACAUUGUAUUAAAGGCUCUCAAUUCGUGCAAGAAAGGCAAAGCCUGCGGCAACGACAAAAUAUACUAUGAAAAUGUUAUCCACGGCGGAGAACUUCUGUUAAGUGUUAUAGUGAAACUAUAUAAUUGCAUGCUUAAAUCUUCGCAUACACCUAUGGAAAUGAAAAGGGGUAUUAUCAUCACAUUAUUUAAAGGUGGGAACAAGAAGAAGACGGACCCAAAUAACUACAGGGCAAUCACAUUGUGUUCUAUACUUCUCAAACUAUAUGAAAAAGUUGUUCUCCUGCUCCUAAAUAGUGACGAUAAACUUCACCUUAAUCCUUCACAAGGGGUUUCCAGCGUAACGUUAGCUGUGUGA
Messenger RNA from Mercenaria mercenaria, 1377 nucleotides. RefSeq lists its product as uncharacterized. The record is from RefSeq and is a predicted model, not a curated record. The transcript has a single exon. NCBI's taxonomy places the organism in Eukaryota, Metazoa, Mollusca, Bivalvia, Venerida, Veneridae. The coding region runs from base 1 to 1377 and encodes 458 amino acids.